AUGAGCCGGAAAGGGUUGGCGUCGUUUGAUCGCACUGCUGACCAGCAAACAAAAUUCCAGGAUCUGGGGCAGGCGAUGUUGAGGCAGCGCGAGGAACAACUGAGGACCCAGCUCCAGGUUUUCCAGAACGCGCUGGUCAGCUUCAAACAGGAGCACAAGAAAGAAAUGAUGAAGAACCCCCACUUGCGAGCGCAAUUCAGCCAGAUCUGUGAAAGUUUUGGAGUCGACCCACUCUAUAUGACUGCCGAAGACGACAUCGAUCCCGAGGAGAGGAAUAAUAGACUCGCCAUUAGAAUAUAUGAGAUAUGUCAAGCAACUAGAGACUUGUAUGGGGGUAUAAUAUCUGUGGAUGAGGUGAUACAGCUGAUGACCAGCACUAUCCAGGAUGGCUGGCAAUUCAAAAUGGACCCCCAUGAUGUGCAAGUUGCUGUGGAGAGUCUGAAAGUGCUGGGAAAUGAGCUGGAGCUGGUCAAAAUCGGGUCCAAGAUGUAUAUCAAGUCAGUGCUUCAGGACAAGAUGCAAAUCAAAUCUAGAUGA
Ogataea angusta is the source of this 537-nucleotide messenger RNA. RefSeq lists its product as uncharacterized. The transcript has 2 exons. Lineage: Eukaryota; Fungi; Ascomycota; Pichiomycetes; Pichiales; Pichiaceae. Gene Ontology annotation, cellular component: ESCRT II complex. Bases 1 to 537 code for a protein of 178 amino acids. The record is from RefSeq and is a predicted model, not a curated record. Gene Ontology annotation, biological process: protein transport to vacuole involved in ubiquitin-dependent protein catabolic process via the multivesicular body sorting pathway.